AUGUCCGAACGGCUGUACAGAAAGAUAAAAGAACUGGAGUGCGAGUCGAACCUGUACCUAUCAAACAACAAGGCGCUAUUCGAGAGUAUACACCAGUUGCUGAGGGAAGGGGUGCCCUCCAUCCCAAGCGCCUGCUACGUGGACGACAAACUGGCGGACAGAGAAACCAACAGGUACGUGCUGACCAAGUACAUUUACGACGCGGAUGACAUUAUCUACAAAGUGGAAGCACACUCCAAGGUAACCCUAGAGAAGGAAACAAACUUAACAGGAAAAUUAUUAGAUGAAGAAUACUUAACAGAUAACGAAGUGGAGGAUAUGCACAAAGGAGACAACUACAACGUCCUAGACUCAGUGCAAAUAUACGUGGCACAUAGCCAUUUUGAGCAUGUAUGGAAUGAACAUACCAUGCAAUAUUUUCUGAGCUGUUAUCACGAUGAACAGAAUUUAAAAAUACACACACACUUACUAGAGAAGGAGGAAUUCGGCUACGACAUACAAAUUGAGUUAUUUGAAGUACCAAGGACUCCAGGGAAGAUGCUACUCGUGGCAAGUCAUUUGUCAAAAAUACGAGAAGCUUUACAGUGUGGCCCUUUCAUGCACUUUUUCCUUUCCAAAACACAUGAACAGGAAAAUUCUUUCGCUAAAUUUAUAAUUAGACGUAAUGAAGUCAUAUAUCUCCUCAAGAAAAACGACUACGUUUUGGUGGUGCUAUCUGUGCACUAUGUUGAUAGGCAUGACCGCUGUAUCGCCCUGGGAGUGUGCAAAAACAUUCACGCUACUACAAAGUCCAUGGAUUUACAUGGACACCUGGACUUUUCCUUUUAUGCUGACUUCCCUGCUCAUUUGGUGCCCUCCGAGUUGUUCGUCUACGAGGGGGGAGUCGAUGGGGACGAAGGGGGCGAAGGGGACGAAGGGGACAAAGGGGACAAAGGGGACAGCAGCAAUUAUGACCCCUGCAGGGGGGGGAGCGCCCACAUGGAUAAGGGUGAAGCUGGCGAGGGUGGCGGUGCCUACUUAGCCGCCAUCCGCGUGGCCGACUCGGCUGCUCCACCCGAUCCUUGCAGCCCACCUCGGCGCAGCGGCCAGGCAGAGACCACUGCCCCCAACGUCGGGUUCGUGGCCAUCAAAAUGGACGCCAAGUUGUUCUCCGGGUGUAAGGACUUCUCCGAGCUGAUCCAAAUAUCGAGUAGGGUGUCCCACAUCAUCGUGUCCUUCCGAGAUUUCCUCAACAACGCCGUG
This is a messenger RNA of Plasmodium cynomolgi strain B, 1242 nucleotides long. RefSeq lists its product as hypothetical. The record is from RefSeq and is a predicted model, not a curated record. The annotation marks the transcript as partial. The transcript has a single exon. Lineage: Eukaryota; Apicomplexa; Aconoidasida; Haemosporida; Plasmodiidae.